This is a messenger RNA of Sebastes umbrosus (honeycomb rockfish), 2134 nucleotides long. Its product is annotated as tetraspanin-8-like. The record is from RefSeq and is a predicted model, not a curated record. NCBI's taxonomy places the organism in Eukaryota, Metazoa, Chordata, Actinopteri, Perciformes, Sebastidae. The coding region runs from base 154 to 951 and encodes 265 amino acids. The transcript is spliced from 9 exons. Gene Ontology annotation, cellular component: membrane.
GGGCUUUCCUUCCUCUCCUCUGUACGCCCAUGCACAAACACUAAGGUGCUGCGGGCAACAAGAAGAGAACUCUCUCUUUCUCUCUCUGUAGCAUGUGGAUUUCUAUUAUAGGACACCUUUAAACUGCAUGAAGGCUACAUAUAUUGCAACACAAUGGGGAAAGUGAACGCCUGUCUGAAGCGGAGUUACAUUAUCGUGAUAAGUUUGAUCGCGAUCAUCAGUGCCCUGCUGUUGGCAGCCACUCUGUUCAGCCACGGAUACUUCCACGAAGAUGAAGAGAUAGAGAAGAUGCUCGCAGGCCUUCAUGCCAUGUAUAUUAUCUCCAUCAUAACUCUGGUCUUGACCAUCGUUGGUGUGUAUGGUGCCUGCAAAGGGAAGAAGUGGGCGCUUAUAAUGUUUGUAGUUGGAAUGAUCCUGAGCAGUCUGUUCAUGAUUGCAUGUGAAAUUCAAGGACUGGCUGUGCGACCAAAGGAGGCUGAAGAACUGAAGAGGCAAUACCUAAAUAUGCUGCCGCUGAAUAAUGCUAGUGAGAUUCUUAUAGACAGCAUCAAGGAUGCUCAGAUGGAUUUGCAGUGUUGUGGACUGGAUGAGGGCUACCUGGAUUGGGGCUACAACAUCCCAGAGUCCUGCCUGUGCAUUGAAGAGUCUACGAAUCCAUGUGUGGCAGCUCCUAGAGACAGCAGUCUGUUUGCGCACACGACCGACUACCAGCCCGUCAUGAUUUAUAAAGAGCCAUGCCUUACAUACUUGGUUGAGCAUGAGAUGAUGGCCAUAAAUGCUGCAUUGGGCGCAAUGCUGGGAAUCACAUUAUUCUGGAUAUUGUCGGUGGUGAUGUGUGUCGUCAUCUUGUGUCAGCUGAGUCAGAAGGAGGAUACCCCCGUAGUGGUCUACAGUCCAGAGGCAAAGGCAGGAAACUACACCCAUCUGGCAGAUGCUGCAGACUACACCUGAUUGGUGCAAGGACACAUAGUGUUUUUAGGAUGUUUGAAUAUAUCAGAAGUCGCCUCCAACAGGUGAAGUUGCAUGAACAACUUGUACAUUGUUUUUUUUAUUUCUUAAAUGUAUUUGUUUGGGUAGUAUGUACUGUAUUUGUUUGUUUUUGCCCUUUAAACCAUGAAACGUUUUUCAUUUCACAUACUGUGAAAAGAAUAUUUUCUUUGUGAUAUACACACAUAUUAAGUCUGAGACCUACUAUACACCAUUCUGCUACAUAAAAGAGGAUAUACAGACAUUCUGUAGCAUUAAUUGUAUAUCCAGUGCAUCUCCUUCCACUGUCUUCAACGGGCAUCAUGGUUCAAAUAAGAAGUGAAGUGUGUUGAAUGAAUGCAUUGAAAGUGGUGUUUUUUUAUCCCAGAUUAGAAUAGUAAUUUAGCACAUUUAAUCUGAGAUGUAAGGCCGUGCAAGCAGCAAAAUGAGGCAUAUUGUAAAAUAUGGAAAUAGAGUAAAUAAUGAGAUGGUGAAAGAAAAUGUGGUUUAAAAAAAGCACUGAUGAAGAUAUGACUGCAAAAAUAUUUACAUUAUGGAGCUUUAAGAAGUGUAAUAAGUAGCUUUCUGUUAUCUUCUGUAUCAUAUUUUGCCAAACUUUGUGUAAACUUUAUUUCAUUUUUAUACGUUUUCUAUUUUUAAAUUACAUUUUGAUUUAAGAAGCUACUGGAGCACUUACACAGUUGUAUAGUACCGUUUUAUAUAAUAGGAAGUCAUUGGUACAUAUUGGUAUUGCAUGACAGAGUAUUUCCAGGAUCAGAUGCUUCGGUUCAUGGCAGGAGGAGACGGGAAUAUAGAUGAAGGUGCAACUAAUAAACUGUGUUUUACAUGUUUUGAGUGCCAAAGAAGCAAAUCCAAAAUCCGAUAGCAGAGCUGUGUCUCAGCCUCCUGUCACUGCCUUAUUCCCUGCAUUAAAAAAGGAGAAUGUACAGGAAAGUUCAGGGUGCUUAUCCUUGUAAGAUGUCAACUGUGUGACCUUAUACUGGCUAACGGCUGCAAAAUAGAUUUUUGUCUGUUUGUUUCCUGGUUUGCAUUUGUGGAAACGUGUGACUUGAAGUACACCACACAAGUAAACACUUUUUUUGUAAAACAUAAUUUUUUAUGCUAAAUACUGUAUAUUGUCAUUAAAAGGACGCGUUGAGUGAUCCAA